Molecule: messenger RNA, 4257 nt
Organism: Rubroshorea leprosula
Lineage: Eukaryota; Viridiplantae; Streptophyta; Magnoliopsida; Malvales; Dipterocarpaceae
Source: the annotation of a GenBank genome assembly
CACAAUUUUAUUUGCAACUUCUAUAUGAUAUUAAUUGAGUAGAUGAAUAUCACAUGUUCAAUUUGGGUCUCACAGGGACAAAGCUUGGCUGUGGAGAAGGUGGUUGUGGGGCUUGCACUGUCAUGGUUUCUCAUUAUGACAGAAGGCUGAAGAAAUGUGUACAUUAUGCUGUAAAUGCUUGCUUGGCUCCUCUUUAUUCAUUAGAAGGAACGCAUGUGAUUACUGUAGAGGGAGUUGGGACCUGCAGACGGGGCCUGCAUCCUGUACAGGAAUCAUUGGCAGGCGCUCAUGGCUCCCAAUGUGGAUUUUGUACGCCUGGAUUUAUCAUGUCAUUAUAUGCUCUAUUAAGGUCAAGUCAAAUGCCUCCUACUGAAGAGCAAAUUGAAGAAUCUCUUGCUGGAAAUUUAUGUCGCUGCACUGGUUACCGAGCAAUUGUUGACGCAUUUCGAGUUUUUGCCAAAACUAAUGAUGCGUUGUAUGCUGAUAUAUCUACGCUUAGCCCUCAGGAUGGUGAGUCUAUUUGUCCUUCAACAGGUAAGCCCUGUUCAUGUGGAUCAAAAACUGUAAAUAGCUUGGAAACCAACAGAGAAAGCAUGGCAUGCAGAACAAAGUAUAAGCCUGUCUCUUACAGUGAGAUAGAUGGAAGCAGAUACACAGAAAAAGAGCUUAUUUUUCCUCCUGAGCUUGUACUAAGGAAAGUAACUCCUUUAUCUUUGAAUGGAUUUGGAGGGCUUAAAUGGUAUCGUCCCUUGAGGCUUCAACAUGUGCUUGAGUUGAAAGCAAAAUACCCGUAUGCAAAACUUUUGAUAGGUAAUACUGAGGUUGGAAUAGAGAUGAGGUUAAAGAGAAUCCAAUAUCAAGUUUUGAUCUCAGUUGCACAUGUUCCUGAACUCAACGAGUUAAAUGUCAAAGAUGAUGGCAUUGAGAUAGGUGCUUCAGUAAGACUGACUGAACUCCUGAAUUUAUUAAGACAGGUUGUAACUCAGCGUUCUGCUCAUGAAACAUCAGGCUGCAAAGCCUUCAUUGAACAAUUAAAAUGGUUUGCUGGGACUCAGAUAAAAAAUGUUGGAUCUGUUGGAGGGAAUAUAUGUACUGCUAGUCCAAUUUCGGACUUGAACCCUCUCUGGAUGGCUGCAAGAGCAAAAUUUAGAAUCAUUAAUUGCAAAGGAAACAUUAGGACAACUAUGGCAGAAGAUUUCUUUCUUGGGUAUCGUAAAGUGGAUUUGGCUGGUGAUGAAAUUUUAUUAUCUGUAUUCCUACCAUGGACCCGGCCUUUUGAAUACAUUAAAGAAUUUAAGCAGGCUCAUCGGAGGGAUGAUGACAUUGCCCUUGUGAAUGCUGGAAUGCGGGUCCAUCUUGAAGAAAAAGGUGAAGAGUGGAUUGUUUCAGAUGCGUCAAUUGUUUAUGGUGGGGUGGCAGCUCUCUCUCUGUGUGCAAGGAAAACCAGAGACUUUCUUAUUGGAAAGAGCUGGAACUGUGAUCUGCUGCAGUGUGCUUUGAACGUCAUACAAAUGGAUGUUUCGCUCAAGGAAGAUGCCCCUGGUGGGAUGGUGGAGUUCCGGAAAUCUUUGACCCUUAGCUUUUUCUUUAAAUUUUUCCUUUGGGUUUCUCUACAAAUAGAUGGGAAGAAUUCUAUUAAAGAAAGUUUACCAUUAUCCCAUUUGUCUGCUAUAAAGUCAUUCCACCGUCCAUCACUUGAAGCAAGUCAGGACUAUGAGAUUGUGAAACAUGGGACAUCUGUUGGCACACCAGAGGUUCAUCUCUCCGCAAAGCUUCAGGUUACAGGGGAGGCUGAGUACACGGAUGACAUACCAAUGCCUCCAAAUGGUUUGCAUGCAGCUUUAAUUUUGAGCAGAAAACCCCAUGCUCGAAUACUAUCAAUAGAUGAUUCAGCAGCCAGGUCUUCACCUGGGUUUGCUGGAACUUUUUUGGCCAAAGAUGUGCCGGGUGAUAAUCACAUUGGACCAGUUGUUGCAGAUGAGGAACUGUAUGCUUCAGAAUUGGUCACUUGUGUGGGUCAGGUUAUAGGAGUGGUGGUGGCUGAUACACAUGAGAAUGCAAAACUAGCAGCGAGGAAAGUUCAUGUUGAGUAUGAAGAGCUCCCAGCAGUCCUAUCAAUAAAGGAAGCAAUUGCUGCUAACAGUUAUCAUCCUAACUCAGAAAAGUGUUUGAGAAAAGGAGAUGUGGAUCUCUGCUUUCAAUCAGGCCAAUGUGACAAAAUAAUAGAGGGGGAAGUUCGAGUUGGUGGCCAGGAGCAUUUUUACUUGGAGCCACAGAGCAGCUUGGUUUGGACCAUGGAUGGUGGCAAUGAAGUGCACAUGAUUUCUUCCACUCAAGCCCCUCAGAAGCACCAGAAGGAGGUUGCACAUGUUCUUGGUCUUCGAAUGUCAAGAGUAGUUUGCAAAAUCAAACGAAUUGGUGGUGGAUUUGGUGGGAAGGAGACUAGAUCAGCUUUUCUUGCUGCUGCUGCUUCUGUCCCAUCUUAUUUAUUGAAUAGGCCAGUAAAACUCACAUUAGACAGAGAUGUUGACAUGAUGAUAACUGGGCAGCGCCAUAGCUUUCUUGGAAAGUACAAGGUUGGAUUUACAAAUGAGGGAAAGGUGCUUGCCUUGGACCUCCAACUCUACAAUAAUGCUGGGAAUUCACUAGACCUAUCUCUCGCUAUCCUUGAGCGUGCUAUGUUUCAUUCAGAUAAUGUCUAUGAGAUACCAAAUAUCAAAAUUCAAGGAAAGGUUUGCUUCACUAAUUUUCCUAGUAACACUGCAUUUCGAGGUUUUGGUGGUCCUCAAGGUAUGCUUAUUGCGGAAAAUUGGAUUCAAAGGAUUGCUUUGGAAAUUAAGAAGAGUCCAGAAGAAAUAAGGGAAAUUAAUUUUCAAGGCGAAGGAUCAGUAUUGCAUUAUGGUCAGCAAUUGCAGCACUGUACCCUCACUCAACUGUGGAAUGAACUAAAAUGUUCUUGUGACUUUUCAAAGGUUCGAGAAGAAGCUGAUAACUUUAAUCACCAAAAUAGGUGGAAGAAACGUGGUGUUGCUAUGGUUCCUACAAAAUUUGGCAUAUCCUUUACCACUAAAUUCAUGAACCAGGCUGGUGCUCUUGUUCAUGUCUACACAGAUGGAACUGUUUUGGUUACACAUGGAGGUGUUGAGAUGGGGCAAGGUUUACAUACAAAAGUCGCUCAAGUUGCUGCUUCUGCCUUCAAUAUCCCUCUUAGCUCUGUCUUUAUAUCAGAGACAAGUACUGACAAGGUUCCUAAUUCUUCUCCAACAGCUGCUUCAGCAAGUUCUGAUAUGUAUGGAGCUGCAGUUUUGGACGCAUGUGAGCAGAUAAAGGCACGCAUGGAGCCUAUUGCUUCUUGUCAUAAUUAUAGCUCCUUUGCAGAGCUGGCUAAAGCAUGCCACAUGCAGCGAAUAGACCUUUCUGCUCAAGGAUUUUACAUUACACCUGAGAUUGGCUUUGAUUGGACAACUGGUAAAGGAAUUCCGUUCAGGUAUUUUACAUACGGUGCUGCAUUUGCUGAGGUCGAAAUUGACACAUUGACUGGAGAUUUUCACACAAGAACAGCAAAUGUUAUCUUGGAUCUUGGAUAUUCGCUGAAUCCAGCACUUGAUGUUGGUCAGAUUGAAGGAGCAUUUAUUCAAGGUCUGGGUUGGGUUGCAUUGGAAGAACUGAAGUGGGGGGAUGCAGCUCAUAAGUGGAUUCCACCUGGUUGUUUGUACACAUGUGGGCCUGGAAGUUACAAAAUUCCUACAAUAAAUGAUGUCCCCUUCAAGUUCAACGUUUCACUUCUGAAGGGUCAUCCAAAUGUAAAAGCCAUUCACUCAUCCAAAGCAGUUGGGGAACCACCAUUUUUUCUGGCUUCAUCAGUGUUUUUCGCCAUCAAAGAUGCCAUUGUAGCUGCUAGAAAAGACGCUGGGCACGAGGGAUGGUUCCCCCUUGACAAUCCUGCAACACCCGAACGCAUCAGGAUGGCUUGCUUGGAUGAAUUUACAGCACCAUUUUUAAGCUCUGAUUUCCUUCCAAAGCUUAGCGUCUGAUCUCCAGACUGUAAGAAUACAUUUGUACCUUUAUAGGAAUAAAGACUUCAAUAAAGUCUGAUUUCAUCAUCAGACAAUGAAACAGAAACAGAAACAGAAACAGAAACAAAAACAGAACUUGUACAUAUCUGAUAUAGUGCCAGAGCACAUAUCUUCAUGAACAUGAAGAUCAUGCCCAUGUUAUUUGAGUGAUAGUGUUUCCUAAAAAAUCCUUAACUAGUUC